This is a messenger RNA of Vitis vinifera (wine grape), 1650 nucleotides long. RefSeq names its product putative disease resistance protein At1g50180. Gene Ontology annotation, biological process: defense response to other organism. Gene Ontology annotation, molecular function: ADP binding. The transcript is spliced from 2 exons. The record is from RefSeq and is a predicted model, not a curated record. Lineage: Eukaryota; Viridiplantae; Streptophyta; Magnoliopsida; Vitales; Vitaceae. The coding region runs from base 1 to 1650 and encodes 549 amino acids.
AUGGCGGACGGCAAUAUUACGUUUUUUCUGGAGAAGUUGGGCAACCUGGUUGUACAAGAAGCAUCCCUCUUCGGAGAGGUUGAAGGGCAAGUGAGGCUGCUGCGAAAUGAGCUGGAGUGGAUGCGCCUCGUCCUGGAAGAUGCAGAUAUAGAUACAAAAUGCGACCAUGACAAAAGACUCAAGCUGUGGGUGAAUCAGAUCAGGGACGUAGCUUAUGAUGCUGAAGAUGUCAUCGAUGAGUUCAUGUUCGAGAUUGAACACCAACGGCAGCGGAGACCCAAUCGGUUCUUGCCCACAUGCGUGAGAUUUGCUGACAAGUUACCAUUUAUCCAUGAGCUUGAUGGCCGGAUAAGAGAGAUCAAUAUCACAAUUGAAAAGAUUCUGGCUAAUAAAGACAGGUACAACAUCAAAAGUGGAAUCCCUUCUGAAGCUGGGAGCUCUUCCAGUACUGAAGGGAUGGUGCAAAGAGAGAAAAGGGUUCCAAUUGUUGAGGAAGCGGACGUAGUGGGCAUGACAGGGGAGGCGGAAGCAGUGAAGCAAAUGCUGGUGGAGGAAGAGUCAGAGAGCAGAGUGGUGGCCAUCGUGGGGAUGGGUGGCCUUGGCAAAACUACUCUUGCUAAGAAAGUCUACAACCACAUUGAAGUUAACCGCCACUUUGAAUGUCGCGCUUUGGUGUAUGUAUCUCAAGAUUAUAGAAUCCGGGAGCUUCUGAUGGGGAUAGCCUACUGCAUCAUGACUAAUCUCAGCCCUAAAAGAAAAACUGAAAUUAGUAAUAUGGUUGAGAAUCAGUUGGGGGAGGAGGUUAAUGGUUACCUCAAAGAUAAAAGGUAUUUGAUAGUGUUGGAUGAUGUAUGGAGCAUCCAAGUUUGGCAUGGAUUGCGUUCGCAUCUUCCUGAGUCAAACAAGAGAAGAGUGCUCAUCACUACACGCGACCAACAAAUUGCUUUGGAUGCCUAUGCAAAGCCCUAUGAACUUCGUCCUUUAGGUGAAAAAGAGAGUUGGGAGCUCUUUCUCAAGAAAACUUUUCCGAUUGGAAGUACAUCACCAGGUGUAUGUCCUGCAGAGUUGGAAGAUCUGGGAAAGAAGAUUACAGAGAAAUGCAAAGGCUUGCCUCUAGCCAUUGUGGUAUCAGGAGGGCUUCUAUCAAGAAAAGAGAAGACGAAAUCUUCAUGGGCGAAAAUACUUAAAAGCAUGGAGUGGCAUCUAAGUCAAGGCCCCGAGUCAUGCUUGAGAAUUCUUGCUUUGAGUUAUAGUAACUUGCCUUACUUCUUGAAGUCUUGCUUUCUCUACUGCGGUGUUUUUCCGGAGGACUGCCAAAUUAAGGCAAGCAAAUUGAUGCAGAUGUGGAUUGCAGAGGGAUUUGUACAAGGAAGGGGUGAAGAAAUGGUGGAAGACGUAGCUGAAGAGUAUUUAGAAGAACUGAUUCACAGAAGCAUGAUUCAGGUGGCCGGAAGAAAAUGGGAUGGAAGAGUGAAGUCUUGUCGCAUCCACGAUCUGCUUCGUGACCUCGCUAUUUCAAAAGCCAAAGAUUCAAAAUUUUUUGAGCUUUGUGAUGAUUCCAUUUUCAAUUUGGAAGUUGCACCAAUUGAAACAUCUACACACUGGCUUUGGCAAGAUCUUAAGGCAGCCGAUAAUGGAGAGGUGCUUUAG